Messenger RNA from Python bivittatus (Burmese python), 2198 nucleotides. RefSeq names its product dysbindin domain containing 2 (gene DBNDD2). Gene Ontology annotation, cellular component: cytoplasm. NCBI's taxonomy places the organism in Eukaryota, Metazoa, Chordata, Lepidosauria, Squamata, Pythonidae. The record is from RefSeq and is a predicted model, not a curated record. Gene Ontology annotation, biological process: negative regulation of protein kinase activity.
GCUGCCCGAAGUCCCCGCCAGCCCUGCCUUGAGCCAGACAGCCGGAGUUACGCUCGUGGCCGGAGGAGUCCCCCAGCUGGACCACUCCCUGGGAAGAUGAGAAGGCGCUUCGGGGCGGCGGGAGCGUUCGCGUCGGAUCUGCUGUGAGAGAGCGCUUCUGCCCGGGAAGGCCGUGGACUGUCCAGGCGAACCAGCGCGUACUUAUCCUCGGAAAGCGAUGUCAGGACCCGAAGCCCAUCACGGCCACAGCCGGAGGCUGCCCUCUGAUAUUGAAAAUGGGCAGCGGGGUCUGGACACAGAGCAGAUGCAGCAACAGCAGCUCAAACUUUGGGAAAGACAGAGAUUCUUUGAGGAAGUUUUCCAGCAUGAUGUUGAUUUCUUCUUCCCAGUAUCACACCUGCAGAUAGAACACAGGAGACCUCCCCUAGGCAGCAUUUCUUCCAUGGAGGUCAAUGUGGACAUGCUGGAACAGAUGGACAUGUUGGAUCUCUCUGACCAAGACACUGUUGAUGUAUUUCUUAGCUGUGGGACAGAGGACAACAACAAUGUAGCUACCCUACUGCCAGAUUCUAACCACUUCCAGGAAGACAUUUCUCUGCAAGUGCCCAAUACAGCUGAGGUCAAAUCACGAAUUUCGUCCACAUCAUCUGCCUCUACAGACCUGAAUAGCCUGGACACCAGUGAAGAAGGAGCAGAGACUCCUGUGGUGCAGUCAGAUGAGGAAGAAUUGGAGCAAGAUGGGUCUGAAGAACAGGAGAUCAAGAGCUAGCGGGGCUUUGCAUCCAUCAUGCCAUAUGGACCCUGCCAGCAUGAGAUUAUGAACAUGGCUGGAUGGCUCUGACUCCCACUGUGUAAAACCCACAGAAACUCCCCGCCCAAUUGUUGUACUUGGGGAAAAUUCAAAAAAACUCCCCCCCCCCCCCUGCAGAAUGGUCAAUGCAUGGAUAAGGCAACAGCAGAGGGAGAACAGGGUGAGGCAUGGGCGCUACUGAAUUGAAAUAGAAUUUAACUCUCCAUCUUUUUACACAUACAACAAUGCUUCUGCUUCACUCACACUGAGGACUCAGUUUGCUGUGGCUUUAAAGAUUUAAAGCAAGACCUUUGUGCAAACUGACAGGCUCCCUAAUCCUAACACAUCACACACACACGCACACACACACAUGAAUGCAGCAUGCCUUUAAUUGUAACAUAACAGAAAAUUACAUUCCUUUCAAUCAAGCAGCUGGGAUGACGUGUGUUACUAGGAAAGGAACAAUGAGGCUACCUAGGAAAGAUGAAGAAGAGAUAGCUGAAAGAUGGUGGGACUAAAACAAUUUGAUAGGUUCUAGAAGUGAAUCAGAGAUUUUUAUUAACUUUCUUUCAUCUGAUUUUGCAUGUUUAUAUUGCAAAUGAAUGACACGUACCACAAAGCACAGGAAGAGCUCUGGAGGACAGAAAUGGGUCUUAAGGAAAAGCUACACAAUCAGGACAGUGCUCCUUAGAAAAACUUCCUCAGACCCAUCAAACGUAAAUACCUCAGUAGCAAAGUAUACUUUAAUUGCUCUCCCAUAAGUUUUAAAGUGGCCCAAUUAUUCCUGUGAUGAAAAUGUUUUCUGCAUUUCCUCCAAUCCUCCUUCUUCUGUUUGAUGGGAGAGAAAUGGCUUUCAAAUUUUUUCCCAAGGGAGAAGAACAUUUUGUAGACUUCUCAUGGCUGAGGUGCUGUGUCUUUAUAUUUACUUUGUGAGAUGCCUGAGAUGUGUUUGUGUGUGCUCUGACUUUCAUUGCACAGCCAUGUCUCCCCCUCUCUGGCUUCCCAUGCUUCAAUCAUAUUGCUCAAAGUCAAAUCGGGCAAAGACUGUAGAGGAAAACUCCUUCCAUAGAGCUUUUUCAGAUUAAGAAGAAGGGGCAGCCAGAGAUGCUGUGGAAUAAUGGAGAUACAGAUAAUAGCAGAGAAAAAGUACCACUAACUGCCGCUUUGUAAAAUUAAGUACACUAAAAAUGUCUCAAAAGAAAUAAAUUCCUUAGCAUGAGGCAGAAAUUAUAAGGCAGAAAAACAGAAGCCUCUUUUCCAGGAGAAGGAAACUGGGGGGAAAUUAGAGGACAGAUUUUAGCACUUAAAGUUUGCUUUCCUUUUGAUAUAUUACAGGGAACUCGUGUCCCUUCAUUUUUUAUAUAUAUAAAUUUAUUAGAAAUUCUCACAUAAGUAGAAGAUAAACAUG